This is a messenger RNA of Cuscuta campestris, 1259 nucleotides long. NCBI's taxonomy places the organism in Eukaryota, Viridiplantae, Streptophyta, Magnoliopsida, Solanales, Convolvulaceae. The record is from the annotation of a GenBank genome assembly.
AAUACAGUACUCCGUAAUUAAUAAAAAUAUACUCCGUAAUUAAAUACAAAUUCUAUGAGUUUUUAAUUAUAAAGUGUUCAUUGUUUUUUGGUGCGGGAAGCGAAAUAAAACCUUAAUACUUACUGGGAUUCAAGAUGGGAGUAACGUCUGAAAAUGGAGACCACCGGAGUGCUGCUGACAUGCCCGAUGUAUGCAUACUUAGAACAAGAACUCGACAACCGAUUCAAGCUCUACCGGUUCUGGAACUUCCCGCAGAGGAAGGAAUUCCUGAGCGAGAACGGCAACUCCAUCCGCGCCGUCGUAGGAAACGCCUCUCUCGGCGCCGACGCCGAGCUGAUCGACGCACUGCCCAAUCUGGAGAUCGUCUCUAGCUUCAGCGUCGGUUUGGACAAGAUCGACUUGGCCAAGUGCAGGGAAAAGGGGAUCCGGGUCACCAAUACCCCCGACGUGUUGACCGGCGACGUCGCUGACCUGGCAAUCGGGUUGAUGCUCGCUGUUCUCCGAAGGAUUUGCGAGUGUGAUCGACAUGUGAGGAAAGGAUUGUGGAAGAUGGGUAGCUUCGAGCUCGGGCUGACCACCAAGUUUAGUGGCAGAACCAUUGGGAUUAUAGGGCUUGGAAGGAUCGGGUCAGCAAUUGCUAAGAGAGCAGAGGGUUUCGAUUGUCAAAUCUGUUACCACUCCAGAACAGAGAAACAAAACAAAAAUUACAAGUACUACCCUAGUGUGGUUGAGUUGGCUUCUGCUUGCCAGAUUCUAGUCGUCGCUUGUGAACUAACCCCAGAAACUCGGCACAUCGUCAACCGAGAAGUGAUUGAUGCUCUUGGCCCAGAGGGAGUUCUCAUCAACAUUGGGAGGGGCCCACACGUCGACGAGCGCGAGAUGGUGUCAGCUCUAGUUGAAGGACGGCUGGCUGGUGCUGGACUUGACGUGUUCGAAAACGAACCUUGCGUGCCCGAGGAGCUGUUUGGGCUGGACAAUGUAGUCCUGUUGCCCCAUGUUGGAAGCGACACGGUGGAAACAUGCAAGGCCAUGGCUGAUCUUGUUAUCAGCAAUUUAGAGGCUCACUUUCUUAAUGAACCACUACUGACCCCUGUGGUAUGACUUUUCUAUUGACAUGCCGGUAUGAAUCUGUUUUGGAAUGUUUUUAUUCGUUAUGCGUGUUUGUGAAGUAUGGUUGUGUUUUGUUUACCUGAUCUGAUUGUAGUUAUAGUUAAAUCAAAAUCAAAAUACACUUCACACAGUAAAAUUUGCUGAGUGGC